AGCCUCAAGAACCCGGAGCCGGAUGUGAGGUUUGAAAUGCAACAGCUACAGGACCGCGUUGGAUGCCUGGCUGAUACAGAGAUGAGCGAUAACGUGAAGUUGUUUGUGGGGAACCUUCCUUUAGAUGCAACUCAUGAUGAACUCAAUAAGCUUUUUGCUCCAUAUGGAGAGAUCAACACCUGCUCCUUGCUCAGACAGUAUGCCUUCGUUACCCUGAAGGGAGAGGGGGCAGCAGACAGGGCCAUACGGCAUCUUGAUGGCAAAGAGUACAGAGGCAGACCCCUGGUGGUUGAGGAAUCUCGCGCACGCCCACCAAACUCCACUAAAGUGUUUGUGGGAAACCUCAGUGCGACAUGUUCAGCAGAUGACUUGCAUGGACUGUUCUCAACCUUUGGAAGGGUUUUAGACUGUGAUAAAGUCAAAGCAAGAUUAUGCUCAAAUGUCGGCUAUGCGUUUGUGCAUAUGGAGAGGAAGGAGGACGCCCUGGCAGCUAUCGAGGCACUCAAUGGGACCAUGUUCAAGGGACGUCAGCUGGCUGUGGAGCUGUCCAAAGCCCAACCUUUGAUCAACCAGAUUGUUACAGGUGGAAAUUCAACUAAUGCUGGAGGUGGCAGAGAGGGUCUUCUCCCCAGACCACCUCCAUCACUAGAGCAUCAUCAGAGUCAGGCAGCUGUGCUUGCUGCAGCUGCAGCAGCUGCUGCUGGACUACCCAUACAGGUUCAACAAAGUGUCCAUAAUUCGUUUUACAACACCACAUCUUUUGACCCCACCUACGCUGCUCUCAAGGGUAUCACAAGUGCUAAAGGUGCAGAUGGGGUCAUAUACGGUGCUCUUGCCAGCCAAGUGUAUGGAUCUGUUGCUGACCAAGUGUAUCAAGAUAUGGCAAAUCACAAUACCACAGUAAGCGCCGCCGUUGAAGAGGUAGAGCCGCAGACUGCACCAGAUCCAACAACGCUGUUCGAGGCAGCAAGAGCAAAGUUCUUUCAGGAGGGACAGAAGGUUCUGGCAGAGCAGCAGGCAGGGAGAAAGGCAGCAGCAUCUGAAAAUGAACGGGAUCGCAGCCCAAUAAGAGGAAAUCGAGCCCCUCUACUUCCUGACCCUGUUCCGGGUUCGUUUGCCCAGAUACGACCCAAGCGCCGCGCCCUGCUGCCAACGCCACCUGGAGGACCUGAAGACACUGCAGUUGCCACCACAACUCCUGAAGGGUCAGACCCUGUUGCUAGGUCGUACACAGAGUACUACCAACAAAUGCAUCAGUACCAACAGUAUCAACAGUACCAGCAACAGUACCAGUACCUCCAGUAUGCCUACACGAAUCCUCCUCCGCCACCUCCUCCACCUCCACCGGCAACCACACAGGCACAAGCCUCCACCACAGCCCCCGCACCCCCGGGGACGUACACAGCACCCCCCUCAACAUAUGCCGCAUCGGGAGCCUACCCCCCACCAGGAACGUACGACACUUCGGGAAGCUACGACGCCUCAUCUGGGAGCUACGACACUUCAUCUGGGAACUACGAUGCCUCGUCGGGUAGCUACGACGCCUCGGCAGGCUAUGACACAUCAGGAGGCUACGGAGCGUCAGGAGCUUAUGAUUCUUCAGGAGCUUACGCAGCAGCGGGAAGCUACUCCACAUCCACACCGUAUGAGCAGACACCCGCACACGGGCAACCCAUGCCCCAGCGCCAUGAUUACCCUUACCACACGCCAGAACCCCCUUAUCGAUAGUCCCACCCCCACACGCUCCUUACACACUGCAGGUGUGUGUGUGUGUGUGUGCGCGCGCGCGCAUGUGUAUUUACAUAAGGGACAGUUUAAAGAGGAAAUACAGAGAGGGAGGAAAGUUGUAAUUCGAAUGUGCAUUAAAUUUGAAGCAUCUCCCCUUUUUCUUCAUUUUGGCUAACCUGAUCUCUAGUUUGUUUGUCACUGAAUGGCUACUGAGUUAAGUGGGUGAUUACAUGAGUUGGCAAAGUCGUUGGACCAGUGGAGAUAAGGGGGGCAGGUAAUAUUGGAAUGUUGUCGAGCAUUCAUAGUUUCUGUUACGUGUUGUGGAGGCAUAGCUGGAUCCUUGUUGAAUGUUGAAGGAGCUGAAACCUUGCCUGGGACAUGAGACUCAGACAGCAUUGGAUCUCUUCAGAGAGGCUUUUUAGUGCUGGAAGAAGGCCUUUUAUAUACUCUCCAUAAAAAUGUGAACAUAAUUUCCCUGCUGCGUGGUGAUCUGUCCAGUCCAAUAUUUAUCUCAGUAUAUCUUUAACUGUACCAUCGCACAAUUCAGGUAAGCCAUAAAAUGAAAAAUAUGGCUCAAUAAAUAGCAAAUUAAUAGGUUUAAUCGAUUCAAACAGAUGAACUGGCAUCCCGGCAAAAUUAGACUAAAUUGCCUUUGGUUUUUUCCAAAAACUAUUUAUUCUCUACAGACACAUACUCCUUCAUGAUGGCUAAUUUUAAAUAUAUACUCAGUGUCAACUUAUCGAUCUUUUCGGAGGCUGCAAUUUGUAGUGCCAUUAAGCUGUAUUGUAUUCUACUGACAAAUGAUUAUUUUGUCCACUAAUUUAUUUAUCAAUCAGAGUGGACUAAAUAGUAGAAACAUCUCUCUGUAUAAUGCAGUACAGUUCUACAACACUACAAACUCCAUCCUCCACAAAGGUCAUGAAGUAAACUUUCAGUAAAGCAGCAACAGAAAUGGAACCUCAUACAUCAACCUCAUACAAUUAGAAUUUACUGCAGGACUGCUGAAUGAUUCUGCAGUUUUAGGUAGAUUUACCUGAUAACCUGGUAUGUGAGCGUGUCCAAGGCCACUUCUUGAAGUGGUUUAUGAAUACUUUUUCUGCAGUAUAUAAUAGGCCUUGGUUUGACUUCAGUUGCAUUUACCCUUUUGAAACAGUCAGCCUUGUCAUCCUGACUAGUGUUACAUGGAAUUCUUUUAAUUUGGUAGACAUCACGAAUUGACUUGUUGGAAUUGACCUUGUAGCUCUGAUUGUAGUGCAGUCCACUUAACUCUAGAAAUGAGGGGUUUGGGUUUUGCAAUUUUUUUUUAAAGCUUACCUGUUGUUUUUUACAGUGAAAGGACUGACUGUGCAGUAAGCUUCUAGUCCCAGAGGUCUUCCUGUUAACUCAGGAGCGUUUGGCUGACUCACCAUGAAUAUGACCAUUGUGUGAUAAAGGAUGCUUGAACUUUCAUUGUUAGGAGAGAAAGCCAAAUUCAAACUUUGAGUGUGACUGACAACCACAGAGUAAAAACACAGGACACGUGUUGUCAGUGAUUAAAUUAAAGUACAUGAGUGGUUGUUCUCUUUGGAGCGAUUUGUCAUAAUUUACUGUGUUUCUUUUUUUCCUACUAAGCCCAGGCUUUAAGUGUAUCUCAAGGUCUAUACAAACAAAUCAAGAUGGAGCAUAAGUCCCAAUCUCAGGAGUUGAACAGUUUUUGGUUAAAGGUCAGUGUUUGCCUCUAAAACGUCAGAACAGAAUCUUUAAGUAAUUUUGCUGUCAUUGACAGUACUUUCUUUCUCUUUCAGUUUGGUGUUGAAUUGUUAUCAGAACAUUCUGUGUGAAAAGCAAGUUGAAUGCAUCCACAUCUUUCUUUAUUUUAGGCAAUACUCAGUUGAACCCAGCUAUUUGAUAGAAGUGUUUUAUUUUUUUUGUUGGCUUUGUACAUAUGUGAAUUUCUAAAAGCCAGGGGGAAUGUCAACAAGUAACGCAUGGCCGAUGAGCAUCACAUAGUUAAUUUUUCAAUUGGUUUUUUGACAUUUUCUAUCAUUAGCUUUUGUUUGAGUCUCAUGAGCUGCUGUCAUGCUUCUGCUCUCGUGGAAAUUAUUGGUGAUUUAGAGGGAAUGUCGAGCUUAGUUUUCAUACCAGAAGAUGUACAAUUUGGUACUCGUGUAAAUACUUGAAACAUUAUUUGAAACUGAGAAAGCGAUGCCAACCAACUUUUGGUAAAAAAUAUUGACUGUUAAUAAUAAGAUGAAGUGAUUGUAUUUCUUACUAAACAGUUGGAAACCCGAUGAAGAAGUACAGUUGAGUUGUUGUACCGAACUCUUCUCAAAAAAAAAGAGGCAACCAAGUCGUAUGGCUGAAAACGAUUACCAUCAUGUUUGUAGCAUGUAGCGAGUGGAGCGGAGCCAUCGCGGCGUCAGUGUGUGUGAACGAAAUCUGCUGUUAAAUCUUUGAAUGAUUUGAAGUGCAGAGAAACUGGAGAACAAAGCGAUUGACCGUUUGAGCAGAGAUUAAGUACACAUGCUUUUUUUUUUUGCCUAAAUGCAGUGCAGUGGUGUGUGGCUGGUGUGUGUAGCAUAGUGUUAUUGUCAGAGUGGAUAUGAGGUGACAGUUUUGGUGCUGCAGGUGAUAUGAAGGUUGUUUUGGAUUUUGUAAAGGCCGCCGAUUUUCUCGGGCGGCAGCGAGAAGAGCCGAUGACCUUUCCUUUUCUUUCUUCUGAUCUCACCAGAAGCACACAUCCUUUUGACACACGGCUAGGAUUACUGGCUUUCUCUGCAUUCUUAUCACACCUAGAAAACUGUCCAACUCCACACUCCAGACGUAUUUCAGCUGGGUUUCAUUGCAUUUCACUCAUGUAACGCAGGUUACACGUGCAAGUGAUACUAAUGCACACCUGAUUCCACCUGUAUUUUCUAACUUACAGCAGUUGCUCUGAUGUGAUUGUACCACACAUUAGCUGCUCAUCUUAUUUCUCAUUCGGCACCUGAUCUGACGGUGCCGUGUUAGGUUUUAAGUGACACAUAGCCUCUCUACAUUGUCCACAUUAUUCCACCUUCUCCAUGUGAACUGUUAGUUGCAUGCCUUGUUGUUGCUGCUGCUCCAGCCACCUUCUUCCUCUUGCUGAUUAUUGCAGCUAGAGUGGGAGGGAGCCAAACUGAGCCCUUGCCCUGGACGUACGCCACACGCAGCUGUAGCGUGGGAUGGGGAAAACAGCAGCGUUAGGCCUGAAACUGCUGUGGACGAUGGGGUGUCCCCCCACUAAGGUAAACACUCAGACCACACACUCCUGCCCCUCCCCGAAAACACGCGUACACACUCACAAACACACGCAUACAGUACAGACACAACUAUGUCCAUACUUCUUAAUCCUUACCUGCCUUCAGGGAUUUUGAUUUGUCAGGAUUUUUUGGAAAUGUACCUCCCAUCUGUUUUUUCUUUUUUUUCCAAUGGGAGAUUAAACUUUGUCCUGCUUUUGAUUUUCCUGUCCCCGCCAUGUUUCCCUCCCCAAGCAUACUCUGCUCAUACAUUCCUGCUCCCAACGUGACCACUCACGCAACCUUUUGAGGACAUCUGUACCACCGUUAGUCUAAAUCUGAACGCUUUGUGCAGCAGGCGUGUCGUCGUUAGUGCAUCCUGUAUCUAACAGCCUGUCACUGAAGAGUACCAGGCAAUCACGGCUGAUCAGAGCUGGAUUCAGGACAUUUAGGUAGGAUGGGUUGUUUUAGUUUUUGUAAACGCGCCCCUGCGGCCACUUCGGGGUUAAGUGCCUUGCUUAAGAGCACACUGGUAGGCCCUCCAUUUCAGAGUUGAAUAACCUGGCUCAGGAUCGGUUGCUGGUUCAACGCUCGACUCCCCUUCUCCCCCAAAACGAUUUUUGAUGCCACAUUCAACUUGUAUGAAUGACAAUGAACACAAAUACUACCAUGUUGUUUUAAAUUACAUUUUGUCCUAUGUUCUUUGAAAUGUUUAAUUAUCAAUAAAUGAAUUUCAACCGAAA
Molecule: messenger RNA, 5707 nt
Organism: Stegastes partitus (bicolor damselfish)
Lineage: Eukaryota; Metazoa; Chordata; Actinopteri; Pomacentridae
Gene: rbm14a
Product: RNA binding motif protein 14a
Exons: 8
Coding region: 37-1728 (563 amino acids)
Cellular component (GO): nucleus
Molecular function (GO): mRNA binding
Source: RefSeq, a predicted model, not a curated record